This is a messenger RNA of Agelaius phoeniceus (red-winged blackbird), 2555 nucleotides long. It is a transcript of the gene STXBP1, whose product is annotated as syntaxin binding protein 1. Gene Ontology annotation, biological process: vesicle-mediated transport. The record is from RefSeq and is a predicted model, not a curated record. NCBI's taxonomy places the organism in Eukaryota, Metazoa, Chordata, Aves, Passeriformes, Icteridae.
CCCCGCGCCGCCACCCGCAGCCUCGCCCGGCCGUGCGCGCCCCUGGGUGCCCCCCGAACCCCCCCGGCACCGAGACAUGGCCCCCAUCGGACUCAAGGCUGUGGUGGGAGAGAAGAUUAUGCACGAUGUGAUCCGGAAAGUGAAGAAGAAGGGGGAAUGGAAGGUGCUGGUGGUGGACCAGCUGAGCAUGCGCAUGCUCUCGUCCUGCUGCAAGAUGACCGACAUCAUGACAGAGGGCAUAACCAUUGUAGAAGACAUCAACAAGCGCCGGGAGCCGCUGCCCAGCCUGGAGGCCGUGUACCUCAUCACCCCCUCUGAGAAGUCCAUCCACUCCCUCAUCAACGACUUCAAGGAUCCUCCCACCUCCAAGUACAGAGCUGCCCACGUCUUCUUCACUGACUCCUGUCCCGACGCCCUCUUCAAUGAGCUGGUGAAAUCCCGCGCCGCCAAGGUCAUCAAAACCCUGACUGAGAUCAACAUUGCCUUCCUCCCCUCCGAGUCCCAGGUUUAUUCUCUGGAUUCAGCUGACUCCUUCCAAAGCUUUUACAGCCCACACAAGGCCCAGAUGAAGAACCCGAUCCUGGAGCGCCUGGCAGAGCAGAUUGCCACGCUCUGUGCCACCCUGAAGGAGUACCCAGCCGUGCGGUACCGCGGGGAUUACAAGGACAAUGCCAUGCUGGCACAGCUCAUCCAGGACAAGCUGGAUGCCUACAAGGCUGAUGACCCCACCAUGGGUGAGGGUCCAGACAAGGCUCGCUCCCAGCUGCUCAUCCUGGACCGCGGCUUUGACCCCGCGUCGCCGGUGCUGCACGAGCUGACCUUCCAGGCCAUGAGCUACGACCUGCUGCCCAUCGAGAACGACGUCUACAAGUACGAGACCAGUGGCAUUGGUGAGGCCCGCAUCAAGGAGGUUCUCCUGGAUGAGGAUGACGACCUGUGGGUCACCCUGCGCCACAAACACAUCGCCGAGGUGUCCCAGGAGGUGACCCGGUCCCUGAAGGAGUUUUCUUCCAGCAAGAGGAUGAACACGGGUGACAAGACCACCAUGAGGGACCUGUCCCAGAUGCUGAAGAAGAUGCCACAGUACCAGAAGGAGCUGAGCAAGUACUCCACCCACCUGCACCUGGCUGAGGACUGCAUGAAGCACUACCAGGGCACUGUGGACAAGCUGUGCCGAGUUGAGCAGGACCUGGCCAUGGGCACCGAUGCUGAAGGUGAGAAGAUCAAGGACCCCAUGAGGGCCAUUGUCCCCAUCCUGCUGGAUGGCAACGUCAGCACCUAUGACAAGAUCCGCAUCAUCUUGCUCUACAUCUUCCUGAAGAACGGAAUCACCGAGGAGAACCUGAACAAGCUGAUCCAGCAUGCUCAGAUCCCGGCAGAGGACAGCGAGAUCAUCACCAACAUGGCCCACCUCGGGGUGCCCAUCAUCACAGACUCCACGCUGCGCCGCCGGAGCAAGCCGGAGCGCAAGGAGCGCAUCAGCGAGCAGACCUACCAGCUGUCCCGGUGGACCCCAGUGAUCAAGGACAUCAUGGAGGAUGCCAUCGAUGACAAGCUGGACACCAAGCACUACCCGUACAUCUCCACCCGCUCCUCCGCCUCCUUCAGCACCACUGCCGUCAGUGCCCGCUAUGGCCACUGGCACAAGAACAAGGCCCCCGGCGAGUACCGGAGCGGGCCCCGCCUCAUCAUCUUCAUCCUGGGCGGGGUGAGCAUGAACGAGAUGCGCUGCGCCUACGAGGUGACACAAGCCAGCGGCAAGUGGGAGGUGCUAAUAGGGUCCACGCACAUCCUCACCCCACAGAAACUGCUGGACACGCUGAAGAAACUCAAUAAAACAGAUGAAGAGAGCAGCAGUUAAAAGGAAACGCUGUCACCACUCGAUGCCGACCCACGUCCCCGCCGGGCGCCCGGCCCCGGGUGCCACCCUGCACCCAGUGGGCCCCAGCUUCUCUCUUGUUCUUGUGUUGAUCCCCCCUCUCCCCUCCCAGCGCCUCCCCCAUCUCAUUUUAUCCACAGGGAGGGGAUAACAGCCAAAAAAAAAAAUAAUAUAUAUAUAUAUAUAUUAAGAAAAUGGAUGCAUUGUGUUUAAGAGAAAAAGGAAAAAAAAAAUCUAUAUAUUUGUAGCUGCAGCUGUGGGAAGCGCCCAGGAGCUCAUUGCUGAGUAACCAUCUGCCCAUUGCUAGUGAAUAUGGUGGGGAAAAUGACAGAAAAACACUUUUUUUUUUGGGGAAUGCUCCUGACUGGGGUCUUGUGUGGAUGGGAGGACAGAUGGACGGACACCCCACACCGCUCCAGCCGCUGCUCAGGCAGGCACCAGGCUGGCACCACCAUCUGUCCCAUGGCUUUUGGGGCGAUGGCUGCUCCUGCCAGAUGUGCACGCCAACAUCUGGGUGGGACUUUGGGAGGGGGGUGGUGUGGGAGUGCAGCCAGGACGCUUCACACCGUGGUAAUUCCCAUGUGAAAAGGGACCAAACCGGUCAAAACUGGGAGCUGGGGCCCCGCCCGCUUGCACAGCCCUGCUGCAGCCCUGCCUCCCUCUCUGGGAAUUCCUU